This is a messenger RNA of Hypomesus transpacificus, 1956 nucleotides long. Its product is annotated as putative nuclease HARBI1. The record is from RefSeq and is a predicted model, not a curated record. The transcript has 2 exons. Bases 1189 to 1956 code for a protein of 255 amino acids. Lineage: Eukaryota; Metazoa; Chordata; Actinopteri; Osmeriformes; Osmeridae.
CCUAUGUCAUUUGUGUCAUUUCAUUUGUGACAUUAAUGCAUUCACAUGGUCAUGGUGCCUAGAUCGUAAGUUCUAAAUAUUUACGACGCUCCCAACCGAGUUAAAUUUCCGAAACGGAACCAUGGCUGUGUUCGAAAACUUAGACAGCUGUCUUAAUCCUUGAUGUCUUACUAGACAGGUGUCUAACGAGACAGCUCUCUUCGGGGGAAGGUAUCUUAAAAAUCGUUGUUUUCGAACGGCCUAUUAAGACAGGAUGUACGUCAUCGCGCUGCGUGUACUUAAGCGCUCGCACUCGUGCUCUCUGUCAGACGGCAGUCAUUUGCAUUGCAUCUUCCAGCGACCAGCGGUUUCAAAGUGCCUUUCAAAUGAUAUCGAGAAUUCAUUAUCACUCAAGUUUAUUGUCACACUAGGGUCAAGUUAUAGUCGUAUUUAAACUUAAAUUUAGCUAAAAUUUAAAUUAAGUUAGAUUCCAUAAAGUAGUUUGAGGUAAAGUUGCGGUAAUUUAAGUUACCGCAAGGUAAGCUAGGUUAGCUUAGGUACUAGCUAGUACUGUAAGGUAAGCUAAAUUAAGGUAAUCUACAUAAAGUUAUUAAGAGAAACUUUAAUUUAGUUAGUUUUAGGUUUGAAAUACUCUAAAAAUGGCGAGAAUGGUGCACAUUGUUCAUGAGCUUAUGCAGGAGUGGAUGGAGGAGGAGAGGUGCCGAAUGGAGCAGGACAGGGCUCAGCGCAGAGCCUACCGCGCAAGGAUGGAGAUGUUGGCAGCAUACUCCUUUGAGGUAGAUUUUUAAAAUAUCAUUUUGAAAAUACGUGAUUAUAGUAAAAUGUCAAUUAUCGCCGUGUGUGACAUAAUUCUGCUAUGUAGUUAUGUGUGUAGUUAUCGUCGAGACACAAUCACCACGUACAGCAUCUAGCUAGCUACCGUCGACCUUACCUUUCUGAGGUAAAUACAGUAGUCGCUCACGAUAGCUUCAUACUAUCCGUGAUUAUAGUAAAAUGUCAAUUAUCACCGUACAACCAUUAUGUGAUAUUUACAGUUUUGUUCAUUAAUGUGCACUGUCAGUUAAUUUGUUCAUUUUAAUUAAUUAACAUUUAAUUAACAUUUUUUUGUCAGUUAAUUUGUUAGUUUUGUUCAUUAAUGUGCACUGUCUGUGCACAUGGAUGGAUGAAUUUAAAUAAAUAGCAUAUUCGAUGAACAACUGUUUAACAUUGUUUACAUGUCAUCAAUUUCAGGGUGGUGUACGGUAUGCCAGCCUGAACAUGGCACUGCCCCUUCUCCGGCGUUAUUUUGCUGGGGAAGACACCCGCCCUGAUUUCCGGCUCAGCAGAGCCUCCAUCACUAGUCUGCUGCAGCUGCUCAACCAGGAGCGGUGCCAUGGAUGGGGGCCAACCAUAGAGGUCCUGGUGUUGCUGUUUUGGCUGGCCAGCGGUGCGUCGUACCGCGUGGUGUCGAGGCCAUUCGACAUGCCCAAGACCACAGUGCACAACGUUGUCCAUCGGGUCUGUGACUGUGUAGUCGUGGCGAUGCCAAGAGUCAUCAGAUUGCCUUCCACUGCAGAGGGGCAGAGAGAAGUAUCAGAGGGUUUUGCCCGACUGGCUAGGCAUGGGGUUUUUGCCAGGACCAUGGGAGCCAUUGACGGCUGCCAUGUUCGUAUCAAGUCCCCGGGAGAGCCCCAUGGCCAGGAUUAUUUCAACAGGAAAUUGUUCCAUUCAAUACAGCUGCAGGCGGUGUGUGACCAUGCAGGGCACUUCAUCGAUGUGUUUGUGGGUUAUCCAGGUUCUGUCCACGACACCCGGGUCCUGAGGCACAGCCCCCUGUUCCAGUCUGCCGCGUACCCACCCCCUGAUACCUUCUUGUUGGGUGAUGGGGGGUACCCCUGUCAGCUGAGGCCCAUAUCCCUCAUCACGCCAUACAAGAAUCCACUCAGGGGAGUGGCAGAACAGAGGUUGGUACAUUAA